Messenger RNA from Dicentrarchus labrax (European seabass), 2403 nucleotides. RefSeq names its product histone deacetylase 1 (gene hdac1). Lineage: Eukaryota; Metazoa; Chordata; Actinopteri; Moronidae. Gene Ontology annotation, molecular function: histone deacetylase activity. Bases 93 to 1541 code for a protein of 482 amino acids. The transcript is spliced from 12 exons. The record is from RefSeq and is a predicted model, not a curated record.
AGCUUCUGUGAUUGGUCGAGGAGAGCUCAACGCGAGCUCCCUGUAGCAAGAGAGGAACCGGUGGGCACGAAACAGUGUUGAAUUGGUGUAAAAUGGCGCUGUCUCAAGGAACAAAGAAAAAAGUUUGCUAUUACUAUGACGGGGAUGUGGGGAACUACUACUAUGGCCAGGGUCAUCCCAUGAAACCCCACAGGAUCCGCAUGACACACAACCUCCUUCUCAACUAUGGACUGUACAGAAAAAUGGAGAUCUAUAGACCACACAAAGCCAGUGGUGAAGAGAUGACAAAAUACCACAGUGAUGACUACAUUAAGUUCCUGAGGUCCAUCCGACCAGACAACAUGUCUGAGUAUAGCAAACAGAUGCAGAGAUUCAACGUCGGAGAGGAUUGUCCGGUGUUUGAUGGUCUUUUUGAGUUCUGCCAGCUCUCAACGGGUGGAUCUGUCGCUGGGGCAUUGAAGCUGAACAAACAGCAGACAGACAUCGCCAUCAACUGGGCCGGCGGACUCCACCACGCCAAGAAGUCCGAGGCCUCUGGUUUCUGCUACGUCAACGACAUCGUCCUGGCCAUCCUCGAACUGCUCAAGUACCACCAGAGGGUAUUAUACAUAGACAUUGACAUCCACCACGGUGACGGAGUGGAGGAGGCCUUCUACACCACAGACAGAGUCAUGACUGUCUCUUUCCACAAGUACGGGGAAUACUUCCCCGGCACCGGAGACCUGAGGGACAUCGGAGCUGGAAAGGGCAAGUACUAUGCAGUAAAUUACCCACUUAGAGACGGCAUUGACGAUGAGUCUUACGAAGCCAUCUUCAAACCUAUCAUGGCUAAAGUCAUGGAGAUGUACCAGCCGAGCGCUGUUGUACUCCAGUGUGGAGCUGAUUCUCUUUCUGGAGACAGACUGGGCUGCUUCAACCUCACCAUCAAAGGCCACGCCAAAUGUGUGGAGUACAUCAAGAGUUUCAACCUGCCCCUGCUGAUGCUGGGUGGCGGAGGCUACACCAUUCGCAACGUGGCCCGCUGCUGGACCUACGAGACGGCCGUGGCCUUGGACUGCUCCAUCCCCAACGAGCUGCCCUACAACGAUUACUUCGAGUACUUCGGGCCCGACUUCAAGCUGCACAUCAGCCCGUCCAACAUGACGAACCAGAACACCAACGAGUACCUGGAGAAGAUUAAGCAGCGUCUGUUUGAAAACCUCCGGAUGCUGCCACACGCCCCUGGUGUCCAGAUGCAGGCGAUCCCCGAGGAUGCUCCCCACCCGGACAGCGGAGACGAGGAUGAGGAGGACCCCGACAAACGCGUAUCCAUCCGGGCCCACGACAAGAGGAUAGCCUGUGAGGAAGAGUUUUCUGACUCUGAGGAUGAGGCGGAGGGGCAGGGAGGAGGCCGCAGGAAUGCAGCCAACCACAAGAAGGCAAAACGGGUGAAGAAGGAAGAAGAGAAGGAAGGAGAGGACAAGAAGGAAGUGAAAGAGGAAGAGAAGGAGGAAGAAAAGAUGGACACAUCAGGACCAAAAGAAGAGGUGAAGACGACUUGAAGCUUGGCACGAGGAGAAAUGGAUGUUGUACUGAUGUCCUUAAGCCCCACUGAAGUCUCCUGCUGUGAAGAUGGGACCCUUUUUGUAUUCCUGUUUUAUUAUGUGUUCUUAUGAGCAAACCUGGCUUACACUGUAUUGUUUGCAUUUGUUUCCAAGCUCAGCGAAGCUCCAGUUGAUUGGAUGUUGCACAAAGUGUAAACCUCACCCAACCCAACUGGAGCUUCGUAUAAAAACAAAUGCCAUAAACCCUUCUCAGCUGUUGUGUGAACCAGAUCUGCUUUAAUGUGAAGAAAACCAAGCUGUUACUGUUCCUACCAUGGCGUUUCAGAUUUAAACCAUUUUGUGGGGCUCACGGUAAAAUACCUGCAGAGACGUAGAUGAUUUCUAAGUCUAGUACUCACAUGUAAAAAAGGCUUUUCUGUUAGUUUUUAAACAUCUAUUUAUGAUACAGCUAGAAUAACCAGCAUUUGGCAAACUGUUGUUUGGCUUGCUGUGUUAAUUUACCAGUGAAUGCAUGUUUAGAAUGAUCUCGCCUUUAGCAUGUACAUAUUUAAGUCCCCGAUGCUCAGUAAGUUAUUUUAAAUCAUGAAAACACAGUCCCCUUUAGCCAUUAUGGAUAUCUGGUCAGUGUUUUUUAUUUUUCUUCCUGCAUUGUUUGUAUGUUGAAGUGUGAAUGGGUGAGGACCUCUCUAGAGGCUGAUGUUGGGAAGUGAAUGACUUGUUUUACAUAUUUUGUACCAUUAUACAUAAAGGUGGAGUGAGCUGGUAAAUGGCCCUUUACAUGUGGUUGUUUGGAGUUCUAUCCUUGUGAAAUGUGCAUUAUCAUAACUUUGUUAUAAAAAAUAAAGAAAACUGAUUUACA